UCCCAGAACCCGUUUCACCUACAGUUGGACUGGGCCAGCCCCCUGGAGACGCUGCUGGAGGUGCUGGUGUCCGUGCUGCAGGCCCAUGCCUGGGAGGACGUUAGCCUGGUGCUCUGCCGCAUGCGGGACCCCGGUGGCCUGGUGGCCCUCUGGACAAGCCGAGCUGGCAGGGCCCCAAAGCUUGUGCUGGACGUGAGCCGACCGGACACCGGUGAUAUAGGGUUGCAGGCCCGCCUUUCCUCGCUGGGGGCGCUGGAGGGGGGCUCAGCCCUAGUACCCGUGGCCGUGCUCCUUGGCUGUGACAUGGCCCGUGCCCGUCAGGUGCUGGAGGCUGCCCCUCCCGGGCCCCGCUGGGUGCUAGGCACACCGCUGCCUGCAGAGGCACUGCCCACUGAGGGCCUGCCACCUGGGCUGCUGGCACUGGGCGAGGUGGCUCGACCCUCACUGGAGGCCGCCAUCCACGACGCGGUGGAGCUGAUGGCACGGGCGCUGGGCAGCGCGGCCCGUGUGCAUCCAGAGCAUAUCCUUCUCCCCGCCACCACCAACUGCAAGGACCUGAAGCCACCCAAACUCCGGUCCUCAGGCCACCUCUUGGCACAGUUCCUGAGCAACACAUCCUUCCAGGGCCACACGGGGCCAGUGUGGGUGACCAGCUCCUCCCAGGUGUACAUGUCCCGGCACUUCCAGGUGUGGGGCCUGCGCCAGGACCCGCUGGGCACCCCAGCCUGGGCCACACUGGGCAGCUGGCAGGAUGGGAGGCUGGAGUUGGAGCCAGGGGGUGCUGCUGUGCAGCCCCCCUCCCCGCUGGGUGCCCAGGUCCGGCCCAGGCUGCGUGUGGUGACCCUGGUGGAGCAUCCGUUUGUGUUUGCCCGCGAACCAGACGAGGAUGGGCAGUGCCCAGCAGGACAGUUGUGCCUGGACCCUGGCACCAACGACUCUGCCACCCUGGACGCGCUGUUUGCUGCCCUGGCCAACGGCUCGGUGUCCCGUGCUCUGCGCAAGUGUUGCUAUGGCUACUGCAUUGACCUGCUGGAGCGCCUGGCAGAGGACACACCCUUUGACUUUGAGCUAUACAUUGUGGGCGAUGGCAAGUACGGUGCCCUGCGGGAUGGCCGCUGGACUGGCCUGGUGGGUGACCUGCUAGCUGGCAGGGCCCACAUGGCAGUCACCAGCUUUAGCAUCAACUCAGCCCGCUUGAAGGUGGUAGACUUCAGCAGCCCCUUCUUCUCCACCAGCCUGGGCAUCAUGGUGCGGGCGAGAGACACGGCCUCACCUCUUGGGGCCUUUAUGUGGCCGCUGCACUGGUCUAUGUGGCUGGGUGUCUUUGCCGCCCUGCACCUCACCGCGCUCUUCCUCACGCUCUACGAGUGGUGCAGCCCCUAUGGCCUCACACCCCGCGGCCGGAACCGCGGCACCGUUUUCUCCUAUUCCUCGGCCCUCAACCUCUGCUACGCCAUCCUGUUUGGACGCACAGUAUCCAGCAAAACCCCCAAGUGCCCCACAGGGCGCCUGCUCAUGAACCUGUGGGCCAUCUUCUGCCUGCUCGUGCUGUCUAGCUACACGGCCAACCUGGCUGCCGUCAUGGUCGGGGACAAGACUUUUGAGGAGCUGUCAGGGAUUCACGACCCCAAGCUGCACCACCCAUCCCAGAGCUUCCGCUUCGGCACUGUGUGGGAGAGCAGUGCAGAGGCCUACAUCAAGAAGAGCUUCCCUGAGAUGCACGCGCACAUGCGGCAACACAGCGUACCCACAACACCCCAUGGCGUUGCCAUGCUCACGAGCGACCCCCCCAAGCUCAAUGCUUUCAUCAUGGACAAGUCACUUCUGGACUAUGAGGUCUCCAUCGAUGCCGACUGCAAACUGCUGACUGUGGGCAAGCCCUUUGCCAUUGAGGGUUAUGGCAUCGGACUCCCUCAGAACUCACCGCUCACCUCCAACCUGUCGGAGUUCAUCAGCCGCUACAAGUCCUCUGGCUUCAUCGAUCUGUUGCAUGACAAGUGGUACAAGAUGGUACCUUGUGGGAAGCGGGUACUUGCUGUCACAGAGACCCUGCAGAUGGGCAUCUACCACUUCUCCGGUCUCUUUGUGCUGCUCUGCCUGGGCCUGGGCAGUGCCCUGCUCAGCUCCCUGGGGGAGCACAUCUUCUACCACCUGGUGCUGCCAUGCAUCCGGAGGGGGAACAGGCUGCAGUACUGGCUACACACAAGUCAGAGAAUCCACCUCGCCCUCAACACAGAGCUGCUGGACAGGCAGAAAGAACCUGAGCCAAGGGACCCAGAGAAGCAGCAACAAGACAUACCAACUGCCCGCUCAGGCCAGGGCAACUGGACACGGGUGUGCCAGGCCAUGGUAAGGGAGCGUCAUGUCCACUUCCUUCUGGAGCCAACCUUGGCCACUGCUCCAUCAGUAGUGGGCACAGAUGUGGAGGGGAACAGGUCACCUGAGGGUCCCACCCGGUUCUGCUCCAAUGGCCAGCCACCCACCAUGCUGCCCACUGGUGCCCCACACCCAGGGGAGCUGGAGGAACUGGAGCAGCACAUUGCGGACGCACGUUCAAGGCUCCAUCAGGCGCUGGUGAGGCAUGGGGAGCUCCUGGCCCAACUCCCAGGUGGCAGCUGCGAUGGGCCACUGUGCCUGCUCUAGGCCUCCAGUGGUCUCCACCCGCUUCAUCACUGGGAGGUGGCCAUGCCACACCACACCCAGCCCACCUGACUUUGCAUGAGGGCGGAGCCUGCAGGAGCUAAUCCCAGCACCUGGUGCAUGCAGACACUGGCUGGGUGCUGUCAACAGACAGUUUAUUCUAUAUACAAACACAAUUUUGUACACUGCAAUUAAAUAGAAUGGAAUGAGCACUCUGCA
Molecule: messenger RNA, 2859 nt
Organism: Myotis davidii
Lineage: Eukaryota; Metazoa; Chordata; Mammalia; Chiroptera; Vespertilionidae
Gene: GRIN3B
Product: glutamate ionotropic receptor NMDA type subunit 3B
Exons: 8
Biological process (GO): monoatomic ion transport; modulation of chemical synaptic transmission; ionotropic glutamate receptor signaling pathway
Cellular component (GO): postsynaptic membrane; plasma membrane
Molecular function (GO): transmitter-gated monoatomic ion channel activity involved in regulation of postsynaptic membrane potential; NMDA glutamate receptor activity
Source: RefSeq, a predicted model, not a curated record